Clupea harengus (Atlantic herring) is the source of this 2932-nucleotide messenger RNA. RefSeq names its product potassium voltage-gated channel subfamily V member 2-like. Lineage: Eukaryota; Metazoa; Chordata; Actinopteri; Clupeiformes; Clupeidae. Gene Ontology annotation, biological process: action potential; protein homooligomerization; potassium ion transmembrane transport. Gene Ontology annotation, cellular component: membrane; voltage-gated potassium channel complex. The record is from RefSeq and is a predicted model, not a curated record. Gene Ontology annotation, molecular function: delayed rectifier potassium channel activity.
UUUGCAAAAAAUAGCAUGUAAAUAUUUAAAUAAUUUUUGAAAGCUGUCACCAGUUGGAAAUGAAUCCUGUUUUAAAGCCACUAUCAUUAUCCAAGGUUGCAAUUCCUAAAUGCUCUUGUGCUCUAAUCCCUGACCACUGUAUUUGGAACUGUGCUUAAGAAAGACAGGAAGGAUGGCAAUAAGAUUAAAUGUGAGCUGAGGAAGAGGGGAGGGAGGUAGAGGGGAAAGGAGGGGAAAAAUCUCUUAACAGACGGUCUUGAUCUUCAGGGCCAGCAAAGGCAGAAUGACUUUCCCCUCUCCUUCCCACGGAAGCCAGAGUUAACGAGACAAGGAGAGGGAGAAGCUUUCAUAUUUCCUACAGUCCUCGCUUCUUUUUCAUGGGGCUGAUACUGAAGGUUGGCCUCGGCCUGGAGGAUGCCUCCCAGGUGACCCUAUAGUGACUCAGCCCUUUCACUUGCCUCUGUAAUUAAGCUGAGAAUUAAUCAUUAUUCACUGAUUUACUUGCAAAGAUAUACCUUUCACAAUGGAUACUCAGAACCCUGCAAAGAAGCUGAAGAAGAGGCGCACCACUUUAUUUGCCAACCUGAAGCUCACGGACAGCUUCUCAUGCACCAUAGAUGAGGAGAGAGCAUUCCCGUUCUCCAAGGAUAGCUCGGUUAAGGCAUGGAAUUCCAUGGACAACCUGGACAGCCCUGCCCCCGAGACCGUGCUGCCCACGGCUCAAGAGUUGAAUGCGAAAAGGUCUGGUGCCAAAACCGAGUCAAGGAAGUCAGCACACAUGCUGAACCUCAAUGUUGGCGGUAGGACUUUCCUCAUAUCCAAGCGCAUGGUCAUCAGGUACCCAAACACGCGCAUUGGAUCGCUGGCCCUCUGCACAGACCGCAGUAAGCAACUAGCGUUCUGCGAUGACUACUGCGUUUGCACAGACGAAUUCUUCUUCGACCGGGACCCUGUCUUCUUCAACUACAUCUUUCAGUUUUACAACAGUGGUGUGCUGUGGGUGAUGGAGGAACUGUGCCCCAUCAACUUUGAAGAGGAGAUGCAGUACUGGGGCGUGAGCCUGAAGGACACCCAGCGCUGCUGCCGCAUCCUGUUUGAGGAGAAGUUGGACGAGUUGAGGGACUACCUCAAGGUGGAGGGGGAGCUCAUGGCACAGAUCGAGCACAAGUUUAGCGAGGAGGGCUUCAAGAACAUGUUCUUGGGGGGCAUUCGGAAGUCCUUGUGGGACCUGAUGGAGAACCCUUACUCCUCCUUGUCAGCCAAGGCCUUUGCUGUGUUCUCCAGCCUGUUCGUGCUCAUCUCCAUCGUCGCCAUGACCCUCAACACAGUCAAGGAGCUGAAGUGCGAGGCCAUGUAUGGGAAGAACUACUUUGAGUGUAUUGAGAUCUUCUCCAUCCUCUUCUUCACCUUUGAAUACUUCCUCCGGCUGCUCACCACUUGUGACAUCAAGCAUUUUCUAAAGAGCGCCCUUAACUUUGUGGACCUGGUGGCCGUCAUGCCCUACUUCAUCCAGCUGAUCUUCGAGGCCUUCAGCGACCCGGAGGACCUGAGCACCCAGGACGACCUGAAGACCAUGGCACGCGUCAGCAAGGUCAGCAAGAUCCUGAAAAUUGUCAAGCUGAUGCGCAUCUUCCGCAUACUGAAGCUAGCACGCCACUCUACGGGCAUGCAAGCGUUUGGCUUCACGCUGCGCCAGUGCUACCAGCAGGUGUGCUGCCUCUUCCUCUUCAUCACCAUGGGAAUCUUCACAUUCUCUGCCCUCAUGCACUCAGUAGAGCGUGAGGUAGUUGGCACGCCCUUCAGCAGCAUACCUGAUGCCUGGUGGUGGGCCGCGGUCAGCAUCUCCACUGUUGGCUAUGGAGACGUGGUACCCAUGUCCGUGCUGGGUCGGCUUGUGGCGUUCGGCUGCAUCUCCUUUGGCAUCAUCCUUAACGGCAUGCCCAUCUCAAUCCUCUUCAACAAAUUUUCGGACUACUACGCCAAGCUGAAGGCACAGGAAUACACACAGGCCAGCGUGCAGCGAGGCGUGCAGCUCAAGGCUCGGCUGCGCCGUCGGCUUGAUGUGUGCUUCCACCCCGCAGCAGAGGAGAGCGACAGGCCGAGCUGAGCUUGGAUGAACUUGCUUAUUUUCUCAGGUUUUUCUUUUCUGUCUCCUCCUUUCUUCCCUGUCCUGUCUUUCCUUGUCUUUUUUUUUUUCUUUCUUUCUAUCUUUCUUUUUUUUUUUUUUUUUAUGUUUUGCUUUGUUAAACCUUUUUCCCUGUCCUUCUCUUUUGUCACAAUGGCACAAGCCUUGAAAAAACAGGGGGAAGGGGGAAGAGAACACAAUUAGACAGGAAACUCUAGUGAGCUUCAGGAGAAGUGCACUGUUCCUACACAGAGUGAGAACUGUGAGAAUUGAAAGAAUGUGCCCUAUAACACCACUGAUCUCUCUCAGUAUGACUCAUAGCCUUGCGCGCGUUAGGCUCCUGACGGCGGUCACCACUUUUCUCCUGUCUUCAAUCAACACCAUCUCAGUAAUGAUUUAAUGAUGUUAAAGUAGUCUGUGUAUCAGACAGGCAUUUACUCUCACAAACCUUUGAGGAAGUAGGACUGCGACAGUGUUCCCUUUUCCCCAUCUUUCCCCAAGAAAUCCACGACAAUGAACUGAAGCUUGGAAAUGAAAUCUCAUGACGCUGGAGAGACUGGAUUGACUGAUUAUUUCAGGUUACCAGCAUGACACUUGGGAGAUAGUACUAAAGCUGCAAUAAGGUCAGAUCUCAUAGAAGGAGCCAGAUGAUACACAGGGAAGCUUCACACAGUGCCAAAUGAAGAAUAAAAGGGAACUGAAAAACCUUAUGAGGAUGCGUCAUGAGAUUUCAUUUCCCAGCUUCAGUUCAUUGUCACGGAUCAGUACUGGAAUCCGCUGACGCUGGAGAAAGUCUGCCUUGCAAUG